Messenger RNA from Penicillium hordei, 267 nucleotides. RefSeq lists its product as uncharacterized. The coding region runs from base 1 to 267 and encodes 88 amino acids. The record is from RefSeq and is a predicted model, not a curated record. The transcript is spliced from 2 exons. Lineage: Eukaryota; Fungi; Ascomycota; Eurotiomycetes; Eurotiales; Aspergillaceae.
AUGUUCAAGCGCCUCAACGGGCGUCUUUUGCCGCACACAUUUCAAUUACAGCAUGACUCUGUCAAUGAAACCACGAGUGAUCUGCGUGCUAAAUCCGAAGGCAUGAUUAACCCGCAAGAGAAGGAGGGGCCGAAUAUCAAGAUCGGGUUCCAGGAAAACGAUGAAUUUGAGGAGUUGCAGGGCAACUUGAUUGUUAUCUCCACGAAGGCUGUUGUAUUUUGCCAAUUUUUCUCAUCGACUAGCAUCAUGGCAAAAGUCUUCAUCUGA